CAGUGUCGGGUUCCGCGGCGGACGGAGCUCCGGCGGAUGGGAGCUGCUGUUGCACAAUAGAAACAGGUCCUCGGCCAGCAUCACUCAGAGGGCAGCUGCCGCAGGAGGAGGUAGAUCCCGUUCUGGUGCAGUGUAAAACGACCCCAAAAUGCUGUCCAGGCUACGAGCAGCUGCCACCCCCUGUGCCAUGGCGUGUCGUAGUGCCCACACAAAAGAGAAAGGCAAGCCACUGAUGUUAAACCCACGGACAAACAAGGGCAUGGCUUUUACACUGCAUGAACGACAGCUGCUUGGGUUGCAAGGACUUCUACCUCCCAAAAUAGAGACACAAGACAUCCAAGCCUUACGCUUCCACAAGAACUUGGCCAAAAUGACUGACCCCUUGGAAAAGUAUAUCUACAUCAUGGGAAUCCAGGAGAGGAACGAGAAGCUCUUCUACAGGGUACUGCAGGAUGACAUCGAGCGGUUAAUGCCAAUUGUCUACACCCCAACAGUAGGCCUUGCCUGCUCCCAGUAUGGACACAUCUUCAGGAGACCAAAAGGAUUGUUCAUUUCUAUCUCAGACAGAGGCCACAUAAGGUCAAUUGUGAACAACUGGCCAGAGAAUGAUGUUAAGGCUGUUGUUGUCACAGAUGGAGAAAGAAUAUUGGGUCUUGGAGACCUUGGUGUGUAUGGGAUGGGGAUUCCAGUAGGAAAACUGUGCCUGUACACAGCCUGUGCAGGAAUACAUCCGGAUAAGUGCUUGCCUGUGUGCAUCGAUGUGGGAACUGACAAUACUACUCUCCUGAAAGAUCCCUUUUACAUGGGGCUGUACCAAAAAAGGGAUCGCUCACAGGUCUACGAUGACCUCAUUGAUGAGUUCAUGGAAGCCAUUACAGACAGGUAUGGCCAGAACACACUGAUCCAGUUUGAAGACUUUGGAAACCACAAUGCCUUUAGGUUUCUGAGAAAGUACAGAGAGAAAUACUGCACCUUCAAUGAUGAUAUCCAAGGGACAGCUUCGGUAGCCCUGGCAGGCCUGCUGGCAGCACAGAGAGCCACGGGCAAACCCCUUGCAGAGCAGAAAGUGCUGUUCCUUGGAGCAGGAGAGGCUGCCCUAGGGAUUGCAAACCUCAUCGUGAUGGCGAUGAUGGAAAGCGGCGUUUCUGCCGAGGAAGCCUACAGGAGGAUAUGGAUGUUUGACAAGUAUGGUUUGCUGGUCCAGGAUCGAGAGCAAAGGGUGGAUUCCAAUCAAGAGCCAUUUACACAUCAGGCUCCGGAGCAGAUACCAAAGACGUUUGUAGAGGCAGUGAACGUGCUUCGACCUACAGCUAUCAUUGGAGUGGCAGGAGCUGGGCGACUCUUCUCUCAGGACGUCAUCAAAGCCAUGGCUGCUAUCAACGAGCGACCCAUCAUAUUUGCACUAAGCAACCCCACAGCGAAAGCUGAGUGCACAGCAGAGGAGGCAUACACAUUAACAGAGGGCCGUUGCUUGUUUGCCAGUGGCAGUCCCUUCGACCUGGUGACUCUGAAAGAUGGAAGAACCUUCAAACCAGGCCAAGGGAACAAUGCUUACAUAUUUCCAGGUGUGGCUCUGGCCGUGAUCCUCAGCAGUGUUCGACACAUUAGUGAUAAGGUUUUCCUGGAGGCUGCUAAGGCAUUGACAGAGCAGCUGACUGAUGAUGAGCUCGCACAAGGAAGACUUUAUCCCCCACUGUCCAAUAUCAGGGAAGUUUCUAUUUAUAUUGCUGUCAAGGUGAUGGAGUUCCUGUACGCCAACAACAUGGCUUUCCACUACCCCGAGCCUGCAGACAAGAACCGCUACAUCCGCUCGAAGGUGUGGACCUACGAGUACGAGUCCUUCAUGCCAGACGUGUACGACUGGCCCGAGUCUAAGGUGCACUGAUGCCUCAGAAGAAUCACACUCCUCAGGCAGUUAUCUUCUUACUCUGCAGGGAUCCCCUUUUUCAGACCAAUUCGAAUCAUCAUCUUUUGAGUCCUAUAAUUUAUUUCCACUCAUUUUCGUUGUCUUUCAUUUCCCCUUCCCGUGCCCUGCUUUUCACUUGACGUAGAUUUCUCCUCCCUCUCCCUCCCCCUUAAAAGUACCUGGUGAAGCCUAUGGAUGAUGGCAUCCAGAUCACAGCAAUGAGAGCCCUUCCAAAAUUCCUUUAAAGGAAGACAUCACACUCAUAGCUUAGGGCCCACACCACGCUUAAAAAGAACUCCUUUGAUGAUGUUUUAGCUACCUGUGUUUGAUGAUCAACUGCAGCCCUCUCGCGGCUGCCGACCUCCAGGUUGCUUCCUGCUUCCCAUAACAGUCUUCUAAUCCUCCUCCUUAUCUGUGACAUCAACAGAGAGCGUUUGCCAUAGGGGAAAAAUGGACUGCUUAAGGCAAAUUUAACAAACUAAUGGACUGCCUUCUUCUGCCUGCUGUUCCAAGGUGCCCACCUCCAGGCUUCCCGGUGGCGCUUUGUUUGUCUUGUUGCACCUUCGUCGCCGCGUGGGGGAUGUUGUGAACUAGCUAAAGUUAUCCUUGGAAAGCCUGGAAGUAGUAUUAAUCACUGAACAGCUUUAAAAAACAAAACAAAACACAAAAACAAAGCUCUGCUGUUGCUGCUGCUGCAUUAUGAAUUCUAUCACCUAAAGGCAGGAUCUGAAGUGACUGAGAGAAAUCUGCUCUAAGGAGAUUUAGUUUUUAACCUGCAGGAGGCUCCGCUCCCAAAAUGAUGUACCAAAGGAUCUCUUGAUUUUUCAAGGUUCUUUUCUUCUAGGGUGAGUUUUCUUCCUUGCAUACCCCUGUUCUCAUAGAAGGAUCUGUGUGUGCUGCUUUCCUGACAUCCCUGGCUCAGACCCCCACAGGCAGGUGACGAAGGCAGAAGUGUUGCAGGCAGCUGUUAACAUUCGCAGCGGUUUGAAUGUUCGUUGUGGUCUCAGUCCGGUCAGUUCAGUUCAGUUUGAGCACAGGACUGGAAAGACCUAAUGCUUAGGAGCUGUGAGUUGAUCAUUUCACCUUCCUGCAUCCAUUUACAGGUUUAAUUUCUGGGGUUUUGUGCGAGAACAAAAGCAGGAGGUGAAAUGUUCCUUGCAGCAAACAGCCCUUGCGCGUCUGAUACCGAGUCCCACGGCGUACCACAUUCCUUUUGUGUCUUUUGUUCAUGCCUGCUUUUGAGUGCCCUUCCUGAUCUCCUUCUAGCAAGAAGGACACACAGAGGUAGUUACAGCCUGUGACUUCUCUAUAUCUGGUCUGUGUAAUGAGAACAAUGGUACGUCAGGGACAGAAAUAAAGAUAAUCUGCUGCUCCAAGGCAAAAAAAGGGACAUAAACCCAAGGAAAGGGAUAGAAGUGAGAGGGCAACACUAGGAAACUGGAAGCCAGAAUCCAAACAGUGAAGCAUGCUCAGGAUUUACCCUGUGGCAGGCACCUCUCUCAUGUCCUGAUUUGUGUUGUGUAAUGCAGAGCAGGCCUGAAGCAGAGCAAGGAGGAGAAUCUAACCCUUCAGACAUGGUCUGUGUCGCUUACUGCCUGGCUGUAAACUCCCCUCCAGGCAUCAGCUAGGCAGAGCAGCGAACCUGGGGGAAGCUUUACUAAGCAAGGGAAGAAGACUAAUGACAUAAGUGCAGAAAAUAGUGAUGUGGUGGUGGUGGUUGGGUGGUGGAGGGGGGAAGGAAAGGCUACACGUUCAACCUGUGGCAACGUGCCCCCUGGCCUUUGCCAGGGUGGGCAACGUACAUGGCUUGCAACUUGUGUCUGUAAGUGUGAUGUACAAGGGGAGAAAGAAAAAAGCCACAACAGACCAACACAAAAACCAGGAUGUUUUUUACAAAUGCCUUUUGUGUUGCUUUGUUUGUAAAACUCCCUUUUUUCUGCUUUACUAAGCCUCAUUUUUUUCUUGUAUUUAAACAAGGAAAUUAUUUAUUUAA
Molecule: messenger RNA, 3899 nt
Organism: Pogoniulus pusillus (Red-fronted tinkerbird)
Lineage: Eukaryota; Metazoa; Chordata; Aves; Piciformes; Lybiidae
Gene: ME2
Product: malic enzyme 2
Exons: 16
Coding region: 149-1885 (578 amino acids)
Biological process (GO): pyruvate metabolic process; malate metabolic process
Cellular component (GO): mitochondrion
Molecular function (GO): NAD binding; malate dehydrogenase (decarboxylating) (NADP+) activity
Source: RefSeq, a predicted model, not a curated record